Messenger RNA from Erinaceus europaeus (western European hedgehog), 2160 nucleotides. RefSeq names its product low density lipoprotein receptor class A domain containing 1 (gene LDLRAD1). Gene Ontology annotation, cellular component: plasma membrane. Gene Ontology annotation, molecular function: protein binding. NCBI's taxonomy places the organism in Eukaryota, Metazoa, Chordata, Mammalia, Eulipotyphla, Erinaceidae. The record is from RefSeq and is a predicted model, not a curated record. The coding region runs from base 23 to 640 and encodes 205 amino acids. The transcript is spliced from 6 exons.
GGCUGGAGUUGGGAGUAGAGACAUGAAUAAGAUCUUGCCCCAGGAGGACAUCAAUGGCAAUAUCGCUGCUGGAACUAAGACCCUCCCUGGAGGGGAAGGCUGCAGCCUCCUCUGCUGCUCUCGACAAGGGGCCUGCCUCUCAGCCUUCCUGCUGCUCCUGCUGGCGACUCUCGCAGCCCUGGUCGCCGUGGUAGCUAUCCUGGGACCCCCACCACGCAGACCAGGGGCCCAGACCUGUGUGACGCCAAUGAACAAGACAGGCUUUCUGUGCCACGACCGGAGGAGCUGUAUCCCGGCCAGCGGGGUCUGUGACGGUGUCCGUACCUGUGCCCUCGGCGAGGACGAAGACGAGGCUGUGUGCCGAGAUGUGCCCCAGAGCCUCCCCAACUUCCUCGUGAUCCACUGUGGAGACCCAGAUUCCUGGAUCUACUCAGACCAGAAGUGUGAUGGGAUCAACAACUGUGGGGACUGCUCAGAUGAACUGAGCCCAGUGACAGUGUGUCCACCCUGCGGCCCUGGAUGGUGGCACUGUCCCUCCACCAUCUUUGAGUACUGCAGCUGCAUCCCAAGGAGCCUCUGCAGGGACCAGGUGCAGCACUGCUCCGACUGGUCGGAUGAGUACUCCUGUCCUGGACCCUGAGCGCACCACCCUGGCUGUAGCAGUACCAGCAGCCCCUCAAGCGAGCUUCUCAUCAGAGAGGAGAGCGAGGAAUCAGAGAUCACCUCACAGAAGCCGCACACUGUGCUCUACAAUUAGAAAUUGCUUUUCCCACUCUGAGUUAUUCAGCUUCUGUUUGAAUGCCUCCAUGGGUGGGUGGGGAACUCACUAUGAUGUUAGAUGGCCCCGUAACAAAGAGGAGAGGGGAACUGGCUUCUGUGAAUUGAGGUUUGUCUACUUUGGGGCCACAGCUUGGAAAUAGGCUCCUCUGCUCAGCUCCACAGACCCUGAACUUGUCACAUUUGAGUUCAGAGCUUAGACACCAAGCUAAGGAGCUUAGUACUUCUUUAUAGAUGGCCCAUGUGUGGGACUCAGUCCUUGGCACCAGUGGAUGGGAUUCGGGGACUUGGAUGGAACCUUAGCAUUUUUCUCGACUCAGGACUCCCAGUCUACUGGUCAACCCCACUGAUAGGAAACGGCACCUCAGCUGGGUUGUCAUCCUGACACUGGGACCUCGCUCCAGAAGGCUCUGAACUGCAGCACAGAAAAGAGAAAGAACAUUCUGAAAUGCUCUUGGAUCCCUUCUGUCUGUCACUCACUCGCCACCCCCGCCCCCCACUCUCUGUCCUCCACCUUGUGACCAGCCAGACAGCCCAGGGGGAGGUCAUUAAAAUGUUUGUAUACUUUCAUCCCGGAUUCUGGGUGAAUUAGCAGUGUUUCUGCACACUUUCCUGGUUUCACAACACCAUGACAGGUGAGGGUGAAAAUCCCAGUCAAGCAGAUAAAGAAACUGAGGCCUAGGGGGAGAAUCAACAUGCCUUUGAUCACACAGCAAAUUCUGUCCUGGAACAAGGGCUCAAACACAGGGUACAGUGAGCCAACCCAGAAACCUUGUCUGCAGCCAGUGUGAUUACACACUGAUGUGUGUGUGUGUGUGUGUGUGUGUGUGUGUGUGUGUGUGUGUGUAACUCUAAGUGAGGUAUUUUUUAAACUUUUUUAAAAUAUUUAUUUAUUUAUUCCCUUUCGUUGCCCUUUUUUUUUUUGCCCUUGUUUUAUUGUUGUAGUUAUUGAUGUUGUCGUUGUUGGAUAGGACAGAGAGAAAUGGAGAGAGGAGGGGGAAGAGAGAGAGGGGUAGAGAAAGACAGACACCUGCAGACCUGCUUCACCGCCUGUGAAGCGACUCCCCUGCAGGUGGAGAGCCGGGGGCUUGAACCGGGAUCCUUACGCCGGUCCUUGUGCUUUGCACCACUUCUGCUUACCCCACUGUGCUACAGCCCGACUCCGGAUGAGGUAAUUUUUUAAAUAAUUUUAUUAGGGGGUGACGGAUUACAGUACAGUUGUUAGCACAAGGGUAUGAUUUCUCAUCUCCCUGUGAUAGGUGUCUGCAAAACAUUCUCACUGCCAGCUUGGGCCUUUUUCCACCAUCACACACUGGACCCCUGAGCCCUCUUCACCCUUUCUCUCCCCCUGCUUCCCCAGAGUCUUUCUUUUUGGUGCAGAAA